UCUCUUGAGAUGUCGCUUCCUAUCUGUAACAGCGAAUAGUGCAAAGUAACACCCCAAAAGCCUCCUUUCCUCUCUCUUUUCAUCUAUAGGCCCCCCUCCUCACCUCUCCAAUCGCCCGAUUCUAACACUUGUCUUGCUCUGGAUCACUUCACCAGUUUUUCUUUGUCUGAUAUAGAAUUUAGUUUACAAAGGGCUCACAAGACUUCAAGAGGAAUCACAGUUCAGUAGUCAUAUCUUGAGCAUGAGUUCAUGGGAUGUGACCAAGGCAUGAUCUAUUGGGCAUUUAGUGAUCCCUUCAAGAUUCACCGAGUCAAGAAGAACCGGAGGUAGCAAUUAAUUCUUUAGGAGAGCAGAAUUGGCAGCCACUGGUUCAAGAUUCUUUUUUUCUUGCAUUUAUUUUGAGUUUCGUAAGUAUGUGCGAGAGAGAAGCAUUCAAGAUUCAAAAGGAGGGCAUGCAUUGCGUUACAAGUCUUGGAGAGAGUUGAAUUUGAAAUUUUCUUGUGGGCGUGAAGAAAUGAAGAACGGCAGCGGCAGCGCCUCCGCGCCGAGCGCCGGCGGCAACAGCCUGGCGAUCGCCGAGCGGCAGAAGCCGGCGCCGUCGUGCGUGGCGGCGCUGUUCCAGAUGUUCGCCAAGAGGAAGCUCUUCUCCUCGUCCUCCAAGAAGAGCAAAAUGCUUCCCCAAGUGCGCGCGCAGAAGUUCUCGCCUGGGAGACCGCCGGGCGGCGGCGAGAAGACGUCGGCGGCCAAGACGCGGCCCCUUUUGCUUGAUUCUGCAGAUUACUCCAGAAGCAAAAGUGAAGGCAAUGGCACCAGUCGCUACCCACAGCCAGGCCAAGAAAGAAACUGCAGUGAGAAUGAAAUGUGUACUCCAGGAGUGGUAGCCCGGCUGAUGGGUCUCAGCUCGAUGCCGGCUGUGAGCCAUCAACGGCCGACCAAAGCCACAGAUUCCUCUGAGCCUGGUGAUCACCGGAAUUCAGGCCCUCCAAAUUGGUCCGGUACAUCUCAGAGCAUAUACACAUCACCUCAGAAGCAGCAGAAGACAGGGCAGUUCACAGACGAUCGGCGGCAUGAAAGUGCAAUUCAGUUCAAUUCUCCAGAUACACGGUCGUUGUGGCCACGAAGGCAUGCACACAAGGUAGCUUCACCUGUUAAGAGCCCAAGGUCACUGUCCAACAGGAACAAGGCUAGGUUGAUUGAAGCAGCAGCAAAGGUUCUCGAACCUGGUUUGCAGUCCAGGAAUCGCCGUCUCUCUCGGCGACAUGCAUAUUUGGAGUAUUCAUGCGACGGUGUUGAUGACGCGCCCGGUGCUGCUGCUGUCGUACAUAACUUAUCUGACCAGUUCUUAAGAGAAACGUGUGAUAUUGAUGCACCAGGAGUAGGUGCUCACAACAUAGGAGUUACCUCUCUGCACAAUUCUACUUCUAAUCAAUGGACUGAAGAAGAUAGUAGCAGGGGUAUUUCGGUUAGGUCAGACAAGAAUGUAUCAUGUCAAAUGCAGCCUGAGAGAAAUGGUAAAUGUUUGCUCGUUAGCUCGAGCAAGAAGGCUGGAUUUGGGGACAGUGUUCAGGGGGACACCAAUCGUAUUGCUGUUACAAAUCAAGAUGUCCGAAAAAAUCAGCUGAGGAACAUAUCCCGGGGGAGUGUUCCUUGUGGCCCUCUCAAGCAAAACAACCUGAAGCAGAAUGCACUGCCUGUAGCUUGUCGAGCGGCAGAUCCAGGAUACAUUGUCCAAAGGCAUAAACAUAGAAGUGGGGAGCGAAAUCCAACAAACACAGCCCAAGACUUUGUUUCUCUGAACAAAAGGAUGACUGGCAGUACAUCUUUGAGGUCAAAAAGAAAGGUAAUGGAUAGAUUUGGUGAGUCACAUACUAGUGCAGAGAACAAGAACAUGAGCACAAAAGGUCGUCAAACCAGUAGCCUGCAUAGUGAUAACUCUAACAAACUGAAGCUAAAGACUGCAACACCAAAAGCUAUGGAGAAAGACAUGAUAAUUGCAAAAGGCGCAGGGUUAGUCAGUGAGAAACCGAAGUCUGCCAGUCCAAACUAUGCAAGGAGUGGUUUGCAGAGACAGGCAGUGCCACGCAAUAUUUCAAGGUGUAACAAGAAAUCAGACAUCAUUUCUUUCACUUUCAGUUCACCAAUAAAGAUUGCCCCUACUUCUUUGCCUGGUGAUAAUGCUACAGGAACAGGUAGUGCUGUUCAGGGAUCUCCAGUCGGUACUUGCUCUAAAAGACACCCUCGUAGAGAUUGUCAAAAUAUGUCUCCUCAAAGAGAAGUAGUUUUCAGGGAAGUUUUACAAGGCACAUCAUGCCUGGAGACUGCAGAAUCUGUUUUCUUUAACCAAGAUGAGUCGAAAAAUAGAUAUAUUUCUGGUGGUAGAGCAGCCUCUUCUUUGUUUGAAAAGAUAAGUGCUGUCCCUGUUACAGAAGAAUCUUUAAGCGAUGAACUUCUAAGGCAGUGCAACUCAGAUGAUAGUGUGAUUGAUGGCUUCAGAGACCCUUAUAAAGCGGUCCAGUUGCGUGAAGCUCAUAGAAAGCAUGAGGCUGAUGCAAAAGGUACUCAUCCAUCUCCAUCUAUAUCCAGAGGCAGCAAUAAGCGAAGCCCUACAUCUAUUCUUCAUUCUACAUAUGCAGAUGAUGCCUUCAUUUCUGGUAUUCCACUCAGCGCUGCAGAAGCUGCCUUCACUGACAGCCAUCCAAUGGAGACAUGUACCGCAGCAGCUAGCAUGCAAGAUGUAACUACCGAGAGAAGUUCCAGGUGUUCUGAACCUAAUUUUGGCCAGCAUGGUGCUCAACCGUUUGAACCGGCAGUCCAAGGCAGCAAGCUGACACCUGGUGAGGUUAGAACAACUGUCGAACUGCUGCUAACACACGUUUGCUCAUCUAGUCGACGUAAAUCGAAAGGAUCAUCCAAGACAUUCCUUCGCCAGACAAUUGAGUCUGCUCUUGCCACCUUGACGACAAGCGCCAAGCAGGAUUUCAACACCAUCAAGGGGACAGAAGCGACCCCACUAAGAAACCUAGCACUCGAUUUUGUUCUGGAGUGCCUGGACUCGAUGUGUGUUCAGCUUAGCGGCUCGGGUUACCGGUCAUUCUCAAAGAUUGCUCUGAUCUGCACCGAGGAAAGGCUGGCUGCCGAGGUCAAGAAGGAAAUUGCAAGGUGCAGUGACAUGGCUGGGAGGGGCUUGGAUGAUCUGGCUGUGAGCGACGUCGAGCACGCGGUUGAGGCUGGCAUGAAUUUCAUGCUCGAAGCGUUUCAGAUUGGAGCCCAGAUCGAACAGGAUUUGGUCCAGGAGCUAGUAAACGAAAUCGGGCUAGACAUGUCAAAGCGUUUGUGACUCCCUAGUACUUAUAUGACUCCUAGAGUUCUAUUUUGCUGUGUAAUACUUUUCCUGUUUGCC
Molecule: messenger RNA, 3400 nt
Organism: Phragmites australis (common reed)
Lineage: Eukaryota; Viridiplantae; Streptophyta; Magnoliopsida; Poales; Poaceae
Exons: 5
Coding region: 515-3337 (940 amino acids)
Source: RefSeq, a predicted model, not a curated record